Dothidotthia symphoricarpi CBS 119687 is the source of this 765-nucleotide messenger RNA. RefSeq lists its product as uncharacterized. The record is from RefSeq and is a predicted model, not a curated record. Lineage: Eukaryota; Fungi; Ascomycota; Dothideomycetes; Pleosporales; Dothidotthiaceae. The transcript has a single exon. Bases 59 to 580 code for a protein of 173 amino acids.
GUAGCACCGCAAGGAAGGUGACAUUAAUUAAAACAUGGAUUAACAGUCAACCACAGAAAUGAGCCAAGAAGCACCUUUACCACUAUACCUCGACAAGAAGCCCCUCAUACCAACAACCCGACAAAACCCUCGUCUACAUCCUGCAUUCCACCCACCCUACUCGAACCAAACAAACAACUUACACCACACCACACCCACCAAUCCCAAUCACUCCUCACAAUCGUACAAAGAUCGCAAAUCAGCGCCACCCACACCCCCUUGCAUCACCCUGCAGCAAACCCCGCCCACCUACCACGACCUUCCCUACAAGUAUAAAAACACAAUGCCGCCUAUUCACCAACCCCACCUCCGCUCAUCCUCCACAUCACGCCUAAAACCACCCUCCGUCUUCCGCUACAUCCUCAUCCUCCUCAAAGCUCGCCCUACAACGACACACACCGACGCAUUGUUCAUACAAUCAUCAGCUCGGAGUGCGUCAACGACAAAAGUGUCGAAUAACGGUACGGCGGGAAGUUACUUCGGGAUUGAAGCAGUCCUUGUGCGAGAAUCGGAAAUAAGUCUGCCGCCGUACGAACCUUGAUAUGGCGACUAUUGUCUUCGCGUCUGUGAAUUUGGCCAAGAAUAGUGUGUCAGGGGUAGAGGAAAGAAAGUCUUCUUGGGAUGCCGGAGUUGGAGUGGAUAUGCAAAGGAGUAAAGACAAUGGAGCAGUGGCGGACGGUCCGGAUGUGGGGGAUGCGUGUGCGGUUAUGUAGGAUGAUAGUGCUA